Pantherophis guttatus is the source of this 2112-nucleotide messenger RNA. The record is from RefSeq and is a predicted model, not a curated record. Lineage: Eukaryota; Metazoa; Chordata; Lepidosauria; Squamata; Colubridae.
AUGAUUCGGGCUUUGGAUUCCCAUAAAUUAGGAAUCAUGUUACUGGAAAGGAACUUUCAACAUAUCUUUGCCAUCUUAAUAGCCAUUGAGGAGAUCAACCAAAACUCCCUGCUGUUGCCCAAUAUUACUCUCGGCUACAGCAUCUACGAAAAUUGUUUCAGCACAAGGACAACCUAUGAAGCCAUCAUAGAUAUACUUUCUUCCAGUCAUGGGAUGGUCCCUAAUUUCAAGUGUGGAAGGGAAGACAGUCCCUUGGCUGUGAUUCAAGGAGGGGACUUUGAAACCUUCUUUCAGAUGGCUACCAUGUUAAGUAUUUACAAGAUCCCUCAGCUCACUUAUGGCUUUGUUAACCACAUUCUGAGUGAUAAAGCCCAGUUCCCUUCCUCUUUCUGGAUGAGCCCAAAGGAAACCCCACAGUAUGUGGGGAUCAUGAAGCUGCUCCUGCAUUUUCAGUGGACAUGGAUUGGACUCGUUGCCCCAAAACAUGAUGGCGGAGAUUGGUUUAUGAAGACCAUUGAGACAAUGGUCUUCAGGAGCGGGAUCUGUGUAGCCUUCACAUUUAAGGUUCCACAAAUUCAUAUUGAGAAGCUUAAUGAUUUUUAUGAGGUAUUCUCGCGUUUUGAUGCUCUCCUUACACACUGGACAAGCAAGGUGCUCAUUUAUUAUGGGGAUCUUGACACAAUGCUUCUGUUGCCUCUUAUGUUGUCCAACAUUGAAGAAGCCAAUCAAACCCCUCUGGGGAAAGUUUGGAUCUCCACAGCUUUGUGGGGUUUCACCUUAAGCACAACUUUUAGAUACUGGGACAUCAAACCCUUCCAUGGAGCACUAACCUUCUCCAUCCAGGGAAACCAAAGAUCUGAAUUCCAUGAUCUUAUUUUGAUUCAAGAUGAUUCCCUUGAAUCAAUUUGGUCAGAAAUGUUUGACUUCCAUGAUUCCAACUAUAGAUUGUCAAGGAAGACAUGGAAAAGGGGCCUUGUGAGAAGAAACAUGGCAGGCUUCCUCCCAGGUUGGCCCGAGAAAGGAAUGUCCCCAGAGAGCUACAACAUCUACCACGCAGUCUAUGCUGUGGCACACGCCCUCCAGGAUAUCUUCACAUCCUUAUCUAGCCAUGUUGUCAUUCCAAGAGAAGACAAGGUAGAUCUUCCAAACCUUCUACAACCAUGGCAGCUUCACCCUUUUUUGAAAACUGUCUGCUUUAACACUAUAAUCGGAGAAGAGAUAUUUUUUGAUGAAGAUGGGGAGUUGGUGGCCAACUAUGACAUUGUGAAUUUGGCUGUAUUUCCAAACAAGUCAGCUGUACGGAAGACCGUGGGAAAACUAGAUCUAACUAGAUCUACAGGUCUAGUGAUGAGCAUUCAGGAAGAGGCCGUUGUGUGGCCCAGCUCAUUUAAUCAGACAAGGCCUCGUUCGGUCUGUACCGAACGCUGCCAACCAGGAUACCGAAAAGUGAUCCCUGAAGGACGCCAAGUAUGCUGCCAUGAUUGUGCCCCUUGCAGAGGAGGGACAAUUUCUACCCAAACAGAUGCAGUUGAUUGUCAUGAGUGCGCCAAAGAUCAAUAUCCAAACUAUGGCAGAGAUCAAUGUAUCCCCAAGAUUAUAGUCUUUUUAGCCUAUGAUGAAUGUCUGGGAAUCACUCUGAGUUUCUUUGCCCUGUGCUUAAGUCUAGCUACAGUUCUGAUUUUAGGAAUCUUCAUUAAAUACCUAGACACACCAUUGGUCAAAGCCAACAACCAAAAGCUCACCUACACCAUCCUCAUCUCCCUCCUGCUUUGCUCCUUAUCCUCCUUCUUAUUCAUUGGUCCCCCUCACAAAGUGAGUUGUCUCCUGCGCCAAACUGCCUUUAGCAUCAUCUUUUCAAUCGCUGUCUCUGCCGUGCUGGCCAAAACUCUGACUGUGGUGCUGGCAUUCAUGGCUACCAAACCAGGAAACAAGAUGAACAAGUGUCUGGGGAAGAAUUUGGCAAUGGCUGUGGUACUCACUGGGUCCAUAAUUCAGUGUGGCAUCUGCGUGACUUGGAUUGGAAUUUCUCCUCCCUUCCCAGAACUUGACACUGAUUCUCAGAUUGGACAGCUGCCAGAGAGUUGCCAGGAGGUUUCAAUGAAGCCAAGCUGA